Macrobrachium nipponense is the source of this 2162-nucleotide messenger RNA. RefSeq lists its product as uncharacterized. NCBI's taxonomy places the organism in Eukaryota, Metazoa, Arthropoda, Malacostraca, Decapoda, Palaemonidae. Bases 992 to 2062 code for a protein of 356 amino acids. The record is from RefSeq and is a predicted model, not a curated record. The transcript has 4 exons.
UCUCCUCCUUCCCCCUCUCUCAGUCAGCCGCCAACUGCCCUCCUGUGUGAGCGGCGUUGCCUCGCGUGCCCCCCAAAACCUGUUGGCCAUUCUCGAACCCACAGCUAGCUACCUCUCCUUAGCGUUCAAUCGUACUACUCCCAUUGUCUUCCACAAUUUCAGUCGCGUCCUUCCCUCCCACCCUCUCUCUCUCUUUCUCUCCCUUUAACCUCUCGUGAGCACUCUAUAAGGAACCAGAGAAAGAAUAUUAUCGGUGAACUCCUCGACAAUUGAAUAACAAAUUCUUUGACGAAAAGUCUGGGUCAUUAUAAAUACUCCCGUUUGACGCGCGCUAUUCGGUCGCCCAAUGGGACCAUCGGCGCUUUACGUAGCAAGAGAGAGAAAGAGUGAGUGGAGUUUUUUUCUGUGAGUGUGAUCUCCACUGAAAGUGUAACUUCGAAGACGACGACGUUUAGUAUUCCCUCAGUUGCGGCGUCACCCGACCGACUUUUCGUUCCCGAAUUCGUCUGUGAGAUUUGGCGUACGAGAGCCAGAGGAAGGGAGAAGAUUCCUGACUAGAAGGACGAACAGAGCUAAAGUGUGAGCGACUGGACUUCAAUAAUUCUACCUACCGGACACGAAUCAUUCAUCCUAUAAACUUGGCUUGUGUGGAAGUGAUGACGAAAACUACUGUGAAUCGAGCGACAGUGAGAAUAAUAUAAGUUUGUGAAACGAGAAUCAAUAAGGAAAAAACGAAACAACGACAGAACAUAACUCAGUCUCGACAGAUACUAAUCCCCCUGAAAGGAAGGGUAACGUAAUAACAGACACACACACACACACAGCGACAGACAGUGUGCUGAAUACCAGGUUGAUCCACACCAAUCAGGAAUCUGGAAAGAGCCGCGGAUUUCCUGCCAUUGGUCAGAUCUUCGCACCGUCCAGCCAAUCACAAGUUUUCUUGGAAUCGCGUUUUCCUCUCAGCGGCGAGAGCUCUUGAGCGUAACAUCUUAUGGUGUGUUCAUGGCGGGUAAGCAGUGAGCGUGGCCCGAGAAUGCUGGGGUUGCUGUUGGCGUCUUGCAUUUUGGGGCUUGCAGGACUCACCUGCGCCCAGCCUCCUCCCAUCGACACCCUCGACGUCCUGCCGGAAGAAGGCCUGGACAUCAGCCUCUCCAAACGGGAUCUCGAGUUCAACCAGUAUGUGCCUGGAUACAGGCUGCGUGGAGAGCCCUCCUGCGAGGAGCUGAGAGCCAUGUGGCGCCUGAGCAAGAGAGAGGCGCGGAGGGCCACCUCAACCAAUCAGCUCCCCAGGUCCCGGCCCUACUCCUACGGGAGACUCAUGGCGUUCGCCCCAGAUCCUAGCGCAGGGCCCAAAGGCCCCGUUUACGGUCGCAUCUGGAAGUAUCCUCAGCCAAAAUCCAGUUCUUCGAUUCCCACCAAAGGAGCUUUCGAAAAGCUGAGAACGUUGAUAGGACCCGGAGACCGACGAGGCUCCUACGACGCCCUUCGAAAAAUGGCCGUCACAUCGACGAAGGGAAGCUACGACAAACUGCAGCAAAUGAUCAACCGGGAGCGACAGGAGCAGCAGCAGCAGCAGCAGCAGCAACACCCGGUGGCCCUAGCGCUGCGCGCCGAAGAGAAUUCAUUCCAGGAUACUUCUCAGCCGGGAAGGAGCUCCCAGUCGGCCUUCCGGUCAGGUUCACACUCCAUGCGGAGGUCGCAGGCCCUCAUGGAGCCCUCGGUGGAGAUGUCUCCUCGCAGCAUGAGAGGCUCCAUGCAUUUCUCACAACAGGGGUUCGUGGGCCCCCUGCUGCCGGCAGAUUCCAGACCUCAAACAUCCUUCAGUCCUUGGCAGCCUCCGGCACCUGACCCUGGGAUGAGAGGGUGCAGGGAAGUGCGCGGGAACUACUGCCGGGAGGACGGCGACUGCGCAUGCGCUGGUCUCUACCGAUGUAAUAAGGCAAGAUGUAAGGUCUCCGACAAGUCACCAGUUGUGGAAGACACCAACGGAGGGUGGUUCAAAGGACCCCUGGAGGAGCAGGACCUAGGAGUUUGGGGAAGUCGGUCUCUUCGACAACCUUGAAUAGCUUCCAGCAUCAUCUCUACUCAUCAAGCGCCCCCGGACCCCCUCACAAAAAAAAAAAAAAAAAAAAAAAAAAAAAAACAAAAAAAAAAAAAAAAAA